Molecule: messenger RNA, 1190 nt
Organism: Ostrea edulis (European flat oyster)
Lineage: Eukaryota; Metazoa; Mollusca; Bivalvia; Ostreida; Ostreidae
Product: low-density lipoprotein receptor-related protein 12-like
Exons: 5
Coding region: 153-899 (248 amino acids)
Molecular function (GO): protein binding
Source: RefSeq, a predicted model, not a curated record
GUGAUCUUAUCAAAUAAGCUGUCCUACUUAGGAGGAUUUUCCCUACACCUGUAUACAAAUGUAAUGUUGUACAGUUUGUACAAUUAGUAGUGACAAAGGAAAAGGAAGCCUUAUCAGAAAUAGUAGAACUAACGUCUGUUGUUUUGAUCUUUAUGAUGAUUUCAUCAAACCCUAUGAGCGUUUUGGUGACAAUUUUUGGAGCCAUUAUAUGUUGUCUAGCCAAUCAUGAAAACGUAUAUAUGGAGGAUUACUGUAAUAAGAAAGUAAGGAUAAAGUCAACGCAGAACAUACUCCUCUCUGAGGACAUGUUUUACCCCACAGGGUGGAGAUGUCAAAUGACAGUGGAAGCCCCGCCCAAUCACGUGAUUUGGAUCAAUUUCCAUUACUUUGACGUAGGAAGGCCCUCGGUAAUUUAUUGUACCGAUGUACUGAGAAUAUAUGACGGAGACGAUACUCAAUCCCCCGAGAUCUCACCUAGUAAAGGUUUGUGUGGGAGGUUCGUUCCUAAGCCGGUAGCGACCAGUGGUAACCAAGCAACAUUCAAGUUCAAAAGCAUGGUGACAGCCACGAGUACUGGGUUCAGAUUGACUGCCACUGUUCAAAGAAAGCCAGAAAGCAAAAUAUGCUCCAAGGACGAAUUUCAAUGUCUUGAUGACUUUUGUAUUGACAAAAAGCUUAAAUGUGACGGGAAAAUCAACUGUCGAGAUCAGUCUGACGAAUCUGCGCAGUACGCCGGAUGUGAAGGGGUGUUGGCAAAAUGGACUGACUUGACCACUGCUGCAAAAGUUGCCAUAAUUGUGGGAUUUUUUGUCGUGACAUUCCUAUCCAUCUGUUUGAUAGUGACUUGUUGUUAUUCCUGUUGUUCGUCACAAAAGAAAUAUAAAAGACUUCAAGACUAAUAGUUGAGAUUUGUACAUUGAAUUCACAUAUUAUUCAUAGUAUUACAGUACUUACAAGCAGGGAUUUGUAAGAAAGAAAUUUCAUUCAAACUGAGAUCAUUCAAUAGUAAACAGACAAUCACAUUUUGGUUCCUAUAUUAUUGUACAUCGUAUUCCGAAUAUUCAUCAUUUCGAUUUACAAGAGCAUGUACUGUGUGUGGUCAUUUUUUUAAUCGAGGUGCGCAUCUGACGAAUACGUUGAUGUUACAGGGGUUUCAACAAUCUCGUUUGAAAUAAACAUUUUGCAGAUUA